This is a messenger RNA of Girardinichthys multiradiatus, 539 nucleotides long. RefSeq names its product paxillin-like. The transcript has 3 exons. The record is from RefSeq and is a predicted model, not a curated record. NCBI's taxonomy places the organism in Eukaryota, Metazoa, Chordata, Actinopteri, Cyprinodontiformes, Goodeidae. The coding region runs from base 261 to 539 and encodes 92 amino acids.
UGUGUGUGUGUGUGUGUGUGUGUGUGUGUGUGGGUGGGGGGUGCUGCUGUUUAUGUGUGGUUUUUGAGUCUGUUGAGCAGCAGCAGCAGCAGGAGGAGGACGUGAAAACUUCACUGCGUCCAGCGGGAGAAAUUUUCAUCCUGAAAGCUUUCGGCGUCCGUCGGAGCCCAAUCAGCUUGGCAGCUUUCUAGUCCAGCUUUGUCCGUCAGGGAGAAGGACCGGUCCGGUUCUCAUCGCUGGAAUCAUUUCCGGCGUCCACCAUGGAUGAUUUAGAUGCUUUGUUGGCCGACCUUGAGUCCACAACAUCCCACAUUUCUAAAUGCCCACUCUUCCUGUCUGACGAGGCCGCGUACUCCUUCCCUGUUGGGGAUCAGAACUACCAACAAGACAUCUGCUCGCCAUCUCAAGUGCCGCCAGAGAGAAGUCUGAAUGGAGUAGAUGAAUCAGAGUCCUUCAGCUCAGCUCUGAAAAGUCCCUGGUCUGGAGAAAGCACCAGUCCAAACCAACACGUUGGCGGAGAGGACCACGUUUACAGGUAA